AUGUCUCCCAAACAUAGGAAGAAAGCUCCCCGCCAGAAAAAGCAAACAUCUUCGGACUCUACCUUAACAUCCCCGAUACAAACUACCAACUACCGUGAAAUCCACCUCAAUGAGGUAGAAGCCCUUCGCUCAAUCUAUGACGAUGAUUUUGAAGUUGUCGAGAACAGACCAUCAGCGUGGCAGCAAUCUUCCAACGUGACAUUUAAGCUUCACCUCCGCGCCUCCUCCAAUCCAGAUAUCUGCCUCGUGCUCUUAGUUGAACUGCCUGCCACCUAUCCCAAAAGCGUUCCCAUUCUUUCACUGGAAAACCUGGAUGAUUUCCGCGAUGGGGCCCGCUCCCGCAUCCAAGAAAUUAUUCGCGAGAGGCCAGCAACCCUUCUGGGAAGUGAGAUGAUUUAUGAACUGGCAGUAUCAAUCCAGGAUAUUUUGGAGGAUGUAGCGCAGGCGCUUGAGCAGAAUAAAGAUCUUCCCAGUCUUGAAGAGGAACGGAUGGAACAAAAGGCAGCCGCCAUUCAGCGUGCAGAGCUUGAAAAGCAAGAAGAAUUGCGUCAACAGGAAGCUGCUUCUGCAGCAGAGGAGAAUGCUUUGCAGGCAAUGCUUCAGGAUAAGAUUCGGCAACGAGACAGAGAACGUGUUCUGAGACGCAAGAGCCGGACUACUGGGGCGGAUUCAAACAAAGUGGAUGAUCUUAUGGAGAAUGCUCCAGGUGCUAUCUUCUUUGAUCCGCCAUUGGUAGUAAAUGAUACCGAUGAUAAACCACUGUUGUUCCGUGCCGUGCAUGGAAAAACACUUUUGCAGUCCCAACACGCUAAGAAAACGUUCACUGUGCGACCAGUUGUCUCGGAAGGUCGGUGCCAUGUCCCACUGAUAGUACUCAAGGAGAUAUUCCUGGAUGAGAAAAGCUCUCAUGCGAGCUCAUUUCGGGAACGCAUGCGGACCAGCGAGGAUAAAUUGGAGAGUCUGAAACGACUUCGGCAUCCUAAUGUAGUUGAUUUUGUAGGGUUCAAAAUCACUCGUCCCAUUAGCGAUUUCAGUUCGCCAGAUGACUCCUGGACUGUUUAUACUCUUUUUGAGUAUGCCAACAAGGGCUCACUCUCUGAACUUCUUGAUAUUGUCGGCACCGUUGCAGUUGACACACUUCGUGGCUGGAUGAUUCAACUGCUUGAAGCCUUGGAAUUUUAUCGCCGGAGUGGAUUUGUCCAUGGAACUAUCCACUGUGGCCGAGUCAUGAUCUUCAGGAAAGGACCUGGUGAUACCACCGUGAAGCUCCAGUCUAGCGUGGAAGAGGCUUUACCAGACUCUUCCGUCACAAAGCGAACUCUAAAUGCAUCCAAGUCGCCAUUGUGGAUUCCUCCUGAGCUGACACAGGAGGGCGCACUGCCGACCAUGAAGACUGAUGUUUGGGACCUGGGUAUUGUUUUGCUCCAGAUGGCAUUCGGAAAAGAUGUCUUGUUGAGAUAUACCUCGGCCAAUCAAUUAAUGACUUCUUUGGGUCUCUCCCCUCCCCUUCAGGACCUACUUCGAGAGUUCUUCCGACCAGACCCCAAGAAACGUGCGACAGCUUUCCAACUGCUGCCGUCGGAGUUUUUCCGUGUCGACGCGCCUUUAACAAUGCGUGAUAGUGACUCCAGCUCUGUAUCCCUGCAGAGGAGGCCACGACUGGACUCUUUUGGUACCCUCCCAACAUUCUCACGAUAUCACCACGACUUUGACGAGGCGGGCCAACUUGGCCGAGGCGGAUUCGGUCAAGUCGUCAAAGCAAGGAACAAACUCGACGGUCGAUUCUACGCAGUCAAAAAGAUUACAGAGUCCUCUGCCCCAGCGUUGAAGGAUACGCUGUCUGAAAUUAUGCUUCUUUCACGACUAAACAACCCCUAUGUCGUUCGGUAUUAUACUGCGUGGCUGGAGGAAGAUUUUUAUCACAUUUACGAAGAGGCCAUCUCAUCCACCGAAGGUGAUUCCUUUGCCAGUCGUGAACACCAUGAAUUGAGUCCUGGUGGCCUUGAUUUCAUUAGCUCCAGCGGAUAUCCGAAAAUUGAAUUCGCUGCCAAUGACAGUGACGAGGAAAACGAGGGAACAAUUUCGGAUCAUCGUCCCCAUGAUUCCCAGGGAUGGUAUGGAACAGACAGCAUAGACGGUACUGAGCUUAGCCAGACUAGAUCUGGCUCAUAUGGCCGUCCCGUGAUGAACACGCUCUAUAUCCAAAUGGAGUAUUGUGAGAAGCACACACUGCGAGAUCUGAUCAAGAACGGCCUCUGCGACGACACUGAUCGGUCAUGGCGCCUGUUCAGACAGAUUCUCGAUGGGUUGAGCCAUAUUCACAGCCACGGUAUUAUCCAUCGCGAUCUGAAACCGGAUAAUAUCUUCAUUGAUGUUGCCAACAACCCCCGUAUCGGUGAUUUUGGUCUUGCUACCAGUGGCCAAUUCACGACUGCAGUGCGUUCAUCUGCCGCUGCUGACUUCGAAGGCAACUUCACCCGUAGCCUGGGUACGACGUAUUACGUCGCACCAGAAAUGAAAUCAGAGAUUUCGGGACACUACAACGAGAAAGUCGAUAUGUUCUCCCUUGGUAUCAUCUUCUUUGAGAUGUGCCACCCGCUGCCGACGAAUAUGGAGCGUGAUCAAACACUUCGAGCGAUAAGAGAACCCAACCAUAAACUCCCAUCUACUUUUGAGCAAUCCGAGAAGCUCGUUCAAGGCCAGAUCAUUGACUCUCUUCUCAAUCACACGCCUAACGAACGGCCGACAGCUGCCGAACUCCUGUCCAGUGGAAGAAUACCUCUCCAAGUUGAAGAAGAGACUUUCCGACGAGCCAUUGUGCAUUUGCUCUCCGAUCCAAAUUCCCCCGAUUACAAGAAAAUCCUCUCUGCGAUCUUCUCCCAAUCACCGAAGAAAUUCGAGGACAUCGCUUGGGACAUGGAUUCGCACGGGGCGCCAGCUACGAAUGAGCUACUCCUAAGUGGUCUUGUGAAAAAGAAAUUGACUUCGAUUUUCCGAAGACAUGGCGCGGUGGAAACAUCGAGACAGAUGCUAUUCCCACGAUCGCACCAUUAUUCAAGCGGGGCCGUACGCUUAUUAGAUGUCUCAGGCAAUCUUCUACAGCUACCCUUUGACUUCACAGUCCCAAAUGCACGUGCGAUUCCCCGGCAACAUCGCUCGCUGGAGAAGACAUUUGCCUUUGGGACGGUUUACAGAGAUUCUACUCAUGGGAGCGAGCCCCGAACCCACCGUGAGGUGGACUUUGACAUUGUUUCCUACAACACUUUGGACCUAGCGCUGAAAGAGGCGGAGGUUAUUAAAGUGUUAGACGAGAUCAUCGAGGAGUUCCCACCUCUGCGGCUUGCUUCGAUGUGCUUCCUUGUCAACCACUCUGAUCUUCUGCAGCUUAUCAUGGAGUUCUGCCGCAUUACUUCUUCUCAAAUUCCUUUGGUGAAGGAGGUACUCAGCAAGCUCAAUGUCGGGAAAUGGACGAUGCAGAAAAUUCGGAGUGAACUUCGAUCCCCAACGAUUGGUGUGGCAUCAACUUCACUAGACGAUCUGGCGCGAUUUGAUUUCAGAGAUACGCCGAAAGAAACGCAGCGUAAAAUACAAGCCAUCAUGGAAGGCACCGAAUAUGCAGACAGAGUUCCUGCAAUCUUUGCUCGCUUGAAUGUGCUCAUGACCUACCUGCAAAGCUUCGGUGUUAAACGCAGGAUCUACAUCAAUCCACUGAGCAGCUUAAAUGACAAGUUCUAUCGAGGAAGCAUACUCUUUCAGUGUGUAUUCGAUAGCAAACGCCGCGAUGUCUUUGCCGCAGGUGGCCGAUAUGAUCGUUUAAUUCAAGAGUUCUCACCAAAGGCACUGUCCAACCGGCCACAAGCACACGCUGUCGGAUUCAAUCUCAGUUCUGAUCGACUCAAAAGCGUCAUGACCGAAUACCUGGAAGGCAAGGCGCCGCCAAAAGAAACAGACUCCGGCGCCGAGCUCUACUGGGCAACUCGCAGGUGCGAUGUCCUCGUCGCCAGCUUCGAUGCGACCGUCCUCCGCACAACCGGCAUAAAGAUAGUCGAAGACCUCUGGGCAAACAACAUCAGCGCCGAACUUGCCGUGGACGCUUCAUCCCUCGAAGAACUAACCGCCAAGUACAGGGAGCACAACCACCGCUGGAUCGUAAUCGCAAAGCAAGACAGCAAAGAAAGAGGCUACAAAGUACGCAACCUUGUCCGCCGCGAAGAACAAGACAUCCGGAGCGCAGACCUGGUCUCAUGGCUUCGAUCCGAAACCCAAGUCCGUUAUGCCCGCGAAGGAACAGCCGAUUCACGCCAAUCCCGCCAGCCGAACCAGCAAGAUGCAAACCAAUCCAACGAAAAGACGAACGACGUUCGCAUUCUUAUCCCCCAGCAUCGGAGCAAGAAAACCAACCGAAGAAAUAUUGUUGAGUCCGCUUUGCUUCGCUCCCGUGAAGUCGCCGACAAUGCCCGUAAUGGACCCGUCGCUGCCAUUGAUACUCGUGACGAUGUACUCGCUGCUAUUCGCGAUACUCGGCUUUCGGACCCGGAUAGCUGGCGGACAGUUAUUCAGAGUGCUCCGCUGACAGAGCGUAAAUACCUUGGUCAGGUGUACGAGUUGCUCAGUGAUCUAGCCUCUGAAUCGCGCACGAGCGAGAGCGCAGAGAGCUACACAAAUGCCUUCAUUUACAACUAUCGGACCGGUUCGUGUGUGUACUAUGAUCUCGGCCGCAGCGACAGAUGA
Penicillium odoratum is the source of this 4731-nucleotide messenger RNA. RefSeq names its product putative protein kinase (Gcn2) (gene cpcC). Gene Ontology annotation, molecular function: eukaryotic translation initiation factor 2alpha kinase activity; protein binding; ATP binding. Bases 1 to 4731 code for a protein of 1576 amino acids. The record is from RefSeq and is a predicted model, not a curated record. Lineage: Eukaryota; Fungi; Ascomycota; Eurotiomycetes; Eurotiales; Aspergillaceae. Gene Ontology annotation, biological process: DNA damage checkpoint signaling; regulation of translational initiation by eIF2 alpha phosphorylation. The transcript has 4 exons.